This is a messenger RNA of Diorhabda sublineata, 366 nucleotides long. RefSeq names its product pupal cuticle protein G1A-like. The transcript has a single exon. NCBI's taxonomy places the organism in Eukaryota, Metazoa, Arthropoda, Insecta, Coleoptera, Chrysomelidae. Bases 1 to 366 code for a protein of 121 amino acids. The record is from RefSeq and is a predicted model, not a curated record.
AUGUUCAAAUUGGUGGUGUUGUCCGCUCUUUUAGCUCUUACUGUCGCUAAACCAAGCGGAGUAUGGUUAGGGAAUCCAGUAGUAGAAACUUACAGCGCACCAGUAGUAGCUGCAGUACCUUCCGCUGUAAGUCACACCUACAGAAAGGACGUCAUCAGUGAACCAGCAGUCGUUGCUUAUUCAACACCAGUUGUUCAAAAGUAUAUAGCCACAGCUCCUGUUGUCGCCGCCCCCGUUGUUCAGAAAUACGUUGCUGCUCCAGUUGCCGUUCCUGCUGCGGUAAGUCACAGCUACAGGAGUGACAUAGUGAGCAAACCAGUUGUUGCUGCUUAUGCUGCUCCUUGGUCUUAUGGAUAUGGCUGGUGA